AUGGCAUACUGCAAACAGAGAAGAAAGCCAACCAUUGUUUUUACGACGAUUCUCUGUGUUUUUCUUACCCAAUGUAUUAUUUCAAGAUCUGUCUACGGUGCUUUGGAUUCUGAGGUAUAUAGAGUAAGCGUUGCUGAGGAUGACCCCUCGCUGGGACUGGAGAUUAGCAAUCCCCAGGGUAGGACAAGGGUGGUACGCAGCCCUCGACAGAAACGAGAAACCCCCGCCGCUACACAACAGCAAUAUUUAGAUGCACACAACAAUGCCAGGGCUAGUGUCAUUCCAACAGCAACUAAUAUGUUGAAAAUGAAAUGGAGCAAUGCUCUAGCCACCGUGGCAGAAAACUACGCAAAGAAAUGUAUCUGGGGACACAAUGCAGCAAGGACGACGGAGACACAGGCUCUAACAUCAGAUUUCAAUUACGUUGGAGAAAAUUUGUAUUUAACCUCGCAAAGUUCAGCUAAUCCAGUUAGUGUGGUUCAGAGCUGGGAUGAUGAGAAAAGUGACUAUACUUAUAGCUCUAACACCUGCAAUGCUGUGUGUGGACACUACACCCAGGUGGUAUGGGCCAGUUCGGAAUACGUAGGCUGUGCAGCACACACAUGUUCCUCUUUCACAGGGGUAGGCUCCGCCUUCGAUGGAGGCACAAUUGUUGUUUGUAACUACGGCCCAGGGUAA
This is a messenger RNA of Saccostrea cuccullata (small rock oyster), 678 nucleotides long. RefSeq names its product glioma pathogenesis-related protein 1-like. The transcript is spliced from 6 exons. The record is from RefSeq and is a predicted model, not a curated record. Bases 1 to 678 code for a protein of 225 amino acids. Lineage: Eukaryota; Metazoa; Mollusca; Bivalvia; Ostreida; Ostreidae. Gene Ontology annotation, cellular component: extracellular region.